This is a messenger RNA of Huiozyma naganishii CBS 8797, 1875 nucleotides long. It is a transcript of the gene NUP42, whose product is annotated as FG-nucleoporin NUP42. Gene Ontology annotation, molecular function: metal ion binding. The coding region runs from base 1 to 1875 and encodes 624 amino acids. The transcript has a single exon. The record is from RefSeq and is a predicted model, not a curated record. Lineage: Eukaryota; Fungi; Ascomycota; Saccharomycetes; Saccharomycetales; Saccharomycetaceae.
AUGUCAUACAACAGGAAUAAGCAACCUUGUAGGUUUUUUCAGCAAGGUCAUUGUAAAUUUGGGAACUCGUGUAAAUAUGCCCACGUCUACUCCAACAACAGCAACAACGGAUAUUCGGGAAAGUAUGGCUCCAAGGAUAACUCUUCAGGAUCCACUGAAUUAUCAUACCAAGACUUUAUUCAGCCGGGAAAGUUGUCUUCCCUUCAGCGAAAUCUCGAACUAGACUUGGGAGAAGUGCCUUCAUUCCAAAUGAAACCGUUGUCUUCUGCAUUUGGUCUGGCCGAUCCGUGCGCUUUGAAUUUGAUCAACGGAAGAGAUUACUCAAUGGAGGAGUUUCGUUGGCAGUAUAUGCAGGCCCAAAAGAACAACACCCUUCCUCAAUACGAGAUCGAGGUGAAUGCAAGAGACCAAGAUAUGAGGAAAUGCAUACUACAGAUCAAACAACACCCAGAUUUUGCCGUUAGGUAUUCACAAAAGUGCACACAGGACUUGAAGGAAACCGGUACUCGGAGCAUAACAAAAGAUUUUAUACAAUUUCCAUUAAAUUUGAGUGACAGUCAGGCCCUUCAUGGCAAUACUAAUACAAUGAUGGGGAAUAAUAGCGCAGCUUCCGCGUUUGGAACGGGAGGAUUUGGGCAAGCUCCGACAGCAAAUCCGUUUGCGCCAGUAGCUGGACCGACAUCUGGAGGGGCUUUUGGAGCUCCUUCAUUUGGAUCUAGUGGAGGUGGUGCUUUUGGAGCUCCCAAAUUUGGCGCCACUAGGAUGGGAGCCGCUACGAAUACCAAUAGCACAUUUGGCGCACCUGCAUUUGGAUCUUCUGGAGGUAACGCAGCAUCUUCAACUUCUGCAUUUGGCGCACCUGCAUUUGGUAAUCAAGCAAACAACUCAGGAAGUGGUAGCGCGUUUGGUGCACCAUCAUUUGGUGCAAGCAAUGGUACGAAUACCGCGACUGGUACAGGAGGUGGCGCGUUUGGUAAGCCUGCCUUUGCAAACUCCGCCUUUGGUGCUGGUCCGACUGGUGCAAACACUUCCCCCUUCGCUGGUAUACAGAAUACUGAUAGUGCAACAGCUAAACCGGGCCCUUUUGGCGCAGCAAAUACAUCAUCUGGGGCUAAUCCAUUCGGAUCUUUGAACAAAACGACCAGUCCCUUUGGUGCUAUAUCCACAGGUGCAAACAACAAUACAGCAUUUGGUCAAGCGGCGUUUGGAGCACUAAACAAUAACGCUGCAGCCACGCAACAAAGCCCAUUCGGUCAAAACAAUGCAAACGCAACAACUACCACAACAGGUAGUACCAAUUCUGCAUUUGGGCAGUCAAAUUUCGGGAAAGGUCCUUCACCCUUCUCCGCUGGUCAAAACAACGACGGCUCCUCGCCGUUUGGGAACUUGCAAAAUCAAUACGCACCUGCCAGCGCGAACAGUGCAUUUACCCCACAAAACUCGGCAAACAGCAGUGCUGGUGGGAGCGGAGCUUUUGGGUCAGGCGCUGGCCAAAAUAACACCAGCUUGCCAUUUGGGACUGUAAACACACCGAAAUCAAGCCCAUUUGCGACAAGUAACCAGAAUGAUACCAAUAAAAAUGUCUCAGCACCGUUUGAAACCAACCAAACACCUGCCACAGCAUCAGUAUUUGCUAGCGGCCCCAAGGCAGCGAAUGCUGCUCCUUCAUCAUCUUCUGGGGUAUUUGGUAAUGCUGCGCAAAACUCUGGCACCAACAUAACACCGACUGCAAAUAAAGACGCGUUGAAGGAUAUCAGUGCUGAGGUUUUGCAAAAAUUCCAAGGUACACAGUUUAAUCUUGGCGAUGUGCCUGAUUACCCACCACCUAUGGAGCUCAUUCAGCAAAUUUCUUUGAUGGGGAUAAAAAAUCAAUGA